CGAGAAAUGCCACUGGAACUUUCACAUGCUUCUUUGUUGUUGAUAUAGCCAUUUGAGCCCAUGUUUUGUCAAAUAGAUCGCCCAUAUACAUCCUUUAUUUUUAUGCGGACAGGGGGUGCUCCUGCCCCAUUUGGUAUCAGCCAUGGUCAGCUCAGCCCGAUCGCCUUCUUCCUCGCGUCAUCUUGACAGGGUGCCGCAGCAGCGUGGCGCUGCUCCCGUUGCUUGAUACUUGUUAGACUAAGAUCAUAACCAGCCAAGCUGUUCUUGCGCCAGCCGUGCUGGUCUCCCACGCGAGUCGCGUGGCACCGCCCUUGCAUGGCGGCUGGCCUCCCGCGCGAGUCGCGUGGCACCGCCCUUGCAUGAGCCAUGCAGAGUCAAGCCGUCUCUAUCUACUCCUUGGAUAUAGGAUCAGCUGUUGUUUAGCGUGUGUGUGCGUGCGUUGUAUCCUCUCUCUCUCUCUCAAAGUGUACUCUCUUAUACAUGCUACCCUGAGAGGAUGAAUACAACUCGCAUAUUGAGCUCAUCCUUAUAGUUUAACAUGGUAUCAGUUUCGUGAUCCUCCUUUCUCGCUUCCACCAUGGCUGAGGAAACCUCGGACGCCGCGGCUGCCGCCGCCCUGGGCACUCCUCAGGCUUCCUGCUCCCCUCCCCCUCCCCCACCGGCCACCUCCCCUCUGCAGGUCGCCCCCUCCCCACUUCUGCUCCUUGCCGCUCCUUCUCUCCCUCACUUCAAGACGGCGGCGCAGCUCCAUGCCGAGCGCGUCGAAGGCGCCAACAUCUUCCACCGCGUCUGCGUCGUCCUCGACAUGCAGGGGAAGAACUACUCCAUCUGGCGUGGGCUGAUGGAAGAAGCCUUCGAUCAGUAGACGUGAACGCCCAGGUCUCGCCCAACUUCUUCGAUCAUCAGGACGACCCGACGUGGAGCAUCAUCAACAAAGCGGUAAAAACCUGGUUCUAAAACACCAUAUGUACUGAACUUCUCGGGUUUGUUCAGAACUGGAAAGCCGCGGCCUUUGAGCUUUGGUCCAAGCUGGAAGCGCUCUUCCUCAACAACCAGCGCUCCCUGUAGUUCCAUCUCAAGAUGGAGCUCUACGCCGUGAAGCAGGGCGACUCCACCAUCCCGGUCUUCUGUGCCCGGCUCAAGUCCGUCGCGGACACCCUCCGCAACAUCAACAAGCCGGUCGACGACGACGAGCUGGUGAUCCAGCUUCUACGGGGUGUCAACCGGGAUCGCCACGGGACGACGGCUGCCAUCAUCGAGAAGUCGACGAACCCCGUGCCCUUCGAGCAGGCCGUCGACAUGUUUCUCCACGACGAGAUGACCUCCGGCGGCGCCUUCCCGGCCGGUUCCCACACCGCUCUUGCGGCUCACGGCCGUCCCCCUGCUCAAACUCCGGGGGGCGCCUCCGGCAGCGUCACCAAGCAGCAAGGCGGCGGCAGCAAGCCCGACACCCCCUCGCCAAACCAAGGCGCCAACAAGCGGCGGCGCUACACCAACAACGGGGGGUACCAGGGUGCGUCCUCCGGCCCCAAUCCCUGGACUGGGCAUGUGUACGCCUACCCGAUGCCGCUCCCGCCGCCGCCCCGGGCACUCCUGGGCCUCCUCGGCUCGCGUCCUCAGGCGCACGCCGCGUUCGGCGGCCCUCAGCAGCCGCUCCUGCCGGCGUACGGGUACACCUACGGCGACCCUCAUCUGCAGCCUGCACCCAUGCCGGUGUUCCCUCCGCAGCAGCAGUACCUCCAUCACCACCAGCAGCAGCAGGCGUACCUUCCGGCCUCGCCAUAGCAGCAGUUCCUGCCUCCGUCGCCCGCCGCGGCCUCUGAUUCACACGGUGUCGACCACAGCGCCUUGAUGGGCGCUCUUCACAACCUGUCCCUACAGUCUCUGAGCGACGGCUGGGUCGCGGACUCCGGCGCCUCCGCUCACAUCACCUCGGACCCCGGAUUAUGCAACCAAGGCGGAGGUCCUCCGGUGCAACAGUAGCGGCGAACUGUACAACAUCUUUCCACCGGCUGCACCCACUGCCUACGUCGCCACCGUCUCACGCCUUACAAAUCUUUGGCACCGACGUUUGGGUCACCCCGGCAAUGCCACUUUUCGCAACAAUAAAAAUUUAGACCAUUGUAAUAAAAGUGUUUCUGAUGGGUGCUUGUGCCAUGCUUGCCAGACUGGAAAACAUGUUCGUUUACCUUUCACUUCCUCUCUUAGUUCAACCACUGGUUCAUUUGAAUUACUUCAUUGUGAUCUUUGGACUGCCCCUUUAUCUAGUGUCUCUGGCAACAAAUAUUAUCUCUUAAUCAUUGA
Aegilops tauschii subsp. strangulata is the source of this 2304-nucleotide messenger RNA. RefSeq lists its product as uncharacterized. The record is from RefSeq and is a predicted model, not a curated record. Lineage: Eukaryota; Viridiplantae; Streptophyta; Magnoliopsida; Poales; Poaceae.